Tachysurus vachellii is the source of this 703-nucleotide messenger RNA. RefSeq names its product tetratricopeptide repeat domain 32 (gene ttc32). Gene Ontology annotation, molecular function: protein binding. The transcript is spliced from 3 exons. NCBI's taxonomy places the organism in Eukaryota, Metazoa, Chordata, Actinopteri, Siluriformes, Bagridae. Bases 111 to 536 code for a protein of 141 amino acids. The record is from RefSeq and is a predicted model, not a curated record.
CUUGCGCUGCACGUUACUUCACGUUUACCGCUUCACUGAUACCGACGGAUCCAACAGAAACACAAACGAAGAAAAGUGUUCUUUGUUGUUGUCAGCCGAGAGACAGACACAUGGAGCGUCAUAAAGACGUGUUAAACAGACAAACGAUCCUAAAUGAAGCUGAUAAACAAUUUGACAACAAACAUUUCCAACGCGCAGAGGAGUUAUACACACAGUUUAUCAACAUCUGCACAACAUCUGGACAAUGCGGCAGUAAUGACCUCGCCAUAGCCUACAAUAACCGCGGCCAGGUGAAGUACUUCCGGGUUGAUUUUUAUGAAGCCAUGGAUGAUUACAGCUCAGCUAUUAAAGUAAACAAAGAGUUUGAAGUGCCUUAUUACAACCGAGGGUUAAUUCGCUAUAGACUGGGUUUCUUUCCAGAUGCCGAGAGCGAUUUUAAGAAAGCGCUGGAAAUAAACAGCCACUUUGAAGAUGCCAGACAAAGCUUGCAUCAGACAAUUCUGGACUAUGAAGAAAAAAUAAGGCGAGGUUAUUGAUGAUGGAUUUUCAUCGCCACGUUCAUGACUUUAAUUUAAACUUUAAUGUAAACAGAUUUUCCAGCGUGUGUUCGGAUUUGCUCGGGUUUGCUUUAAAGCAGAAGUUUUGUCUCUUAAUACUUGAUGUAAAUUAUUCAAAUAUUAUUAAAUGGUUGUUGGAACAAAAA